Capsaspora owczarzaki ATCC 30864 is the source of this 1173-nucleotide messenger RNA. Its product is annotated as gactosylgalactosylxylosylprotein 3-beta-glucuronosyltransferase. Gene Ontology annotation, molecular function: galactosylgalactosylxylosylprotein 3-beta-glucuronosyltransferase activity. Bases 1 to 1173 code for a protein of 390 amino acids. The record is from RefSeq and is a predicted model, not a curated record. Lineage: Eukaryota; Filasterea; Ministeriida; Capsasporidae. Gene Ontology annotation, biological process: carbohydrate metabolic process; chondroitin sulfate proteoglycan biosynthetic process. Gene Ontology annotation, cellular component: Golgi membrane. The transcript has a single exon.
AUGCCACCACGACUCGCGCCCUACGUUCUGACCGCACUCGCGUCGUGCAUCAUCACAACACAAGUCUGCUUUGUCCUGUUGUCUCCCGACCCGCGGCUGCGCUCGGAUUGCGCGCUCGUUCACUCUGCUGCUCCACUGGGAGCUGGAACUGGGCCAGCACCCGAAGCAGGAUUGCCUCCGACCAGACUCCUUCCGGCCCAACGAUUACCCAUGCAAAACCGAGGCAAUGCAAUACUCGCAAAUGGUCCGCAACAAAGCGCUGACACUGCAGCAUGCGCAUGCACGCCCAAUUCAACCCUUGCCGACUGGAACCAAGCAGCUCCUGCGUACGCCCCUCUGCGACCGGAAGGACUGCCAGUCAUCUAUGUCAUCACUCCAUCCAAGCCCGGUCCCACACAAAAGGCCGAUCUGACGAGGCUGGCAUCGACGUUGCGCCAAGUCCCAGCGCUCCACUGGAUUGUGAUUGAAGACCAGCCUGCUCCCACUGCACUCGUUGCUGCCUUGCUCGAGCGCUCUGGCAUGCGUAACUCAUACUCGCAUCUGGCCGUUCAGAGCGAGGCCGUGUCAGCGGGGCCACGCUACAAGACUGCGCGCGGAGUCGAGCAGCGCAACCUGGGCAUUGCCCACCUGCGCGAGCUGGUUUCUGCUGCUGCUGCUGCUGCUGCUCAGCUCAAGCGCAGCCCGCAACGACCUGGAGACCAGCAAGGCGAGUCUGAAACGUCCGCUCCAGAGGGGGUGGUCUACUUUGCAGAUGACGACAACACGUACGACUUGCGGGUUUUUGAAGAAAUGCGCUUCACCCAACACGUAUCUGUCUGGCCCGUGGGCAUCGUUGGCGGAUUAAUGUAUGAAGGCCCGGUUGUCGAUUUGGCAACACGUCGUGUUGUUCGCUGGCACGUCGGGUGGAAGAAGCAACGGCAAUUCCCCAUCGACAUGGCCGGAUUUGCAAUCCACGCCCGAAACUUUAUCAACACGCCCGGAGAAUUGCUGUCGCGCUCGUCACCCCGAGGGUACUUGGAGUCGCACUUGCUAGCACGCUUUGUGCGCCAGCUCGCCCAGCUCGAGCCCAAGGCCGACCUGUGCAGCACGAUUCUCGUCUGGCACACGCGCACCGAAGCGCCCGACUUGUCACAAGAAGAGGCCCACCCGUCCGAUCCAUUGGUUGAAGUUUGA